CUAUUUUUCGAAUAUCGCCACGGUAAAGAUUAAUAAUAAUAUUUUAGUCUGUUGAAUUAAUUCGGUCUACCCAGCUGCUGUGUACACAAUAUAUUAUUUAUUAUUUUAGUCGCGAUGUUACAAUAAUGAUAUAAUUUUUUUUUGGUUUUCCAACGCGGUACAAGGGUAAGCCGGCCGCUCGGAUGUCGUCCAUUGUGGCAGCGCCGUCCCGUUAGAAAUACACGGCCGCCCGACGGCCAUUUCGCGGUGGACGCCGACCGCGGACGUACCUGUGGAUCUUUUGCCGCGGGCUCGCCUACUGAUAACGGCGACGCUGAUAACAAAAACGGUCGGCCGGCUAAGAAGUUCGCCCGACCGUCACGAUGUGUCUGAGAAGUAUAAGACUUGUUUGACGGCUGUACGUUGGAAACAAUGGUCCGGCACGACUUCUUGAGAUUGGUCGGCUCGUGUUACCCGCACAAACGCCGGUUCAGUUUCUACACCGUCGACCGGGUGCGGAAAAAGCAGACUUCCACCGAGUAUUGCAUGGAUUUAGUCAGAAAACAUGAUUUCGAAAACUAUCUAUGCACGUUGUUGCUACCCAAGAAGAUUCGAAGAACCGGCGUUGCUGUCCGAGCGUUCAAUAUCGAGGUGGCCACCAUUCAAGAUCAAGUUACUGAUACAAAAAUUGGACAGAUGCGAUGCAAAUUUUGGGAAAAUUCUCUAGCUCAAAUCUAUGAAGAUAAAGUUCCUAAACAUCCCGUUUUAAUAGAACUUUAUGUGGCGGCAAAAAGUCAUAAGUUAAGUAAAAUGUAUCUAAAACGGUUGAUCACGGCGAGAGAAAGCUUCAUGUUGAGCUCUUCGAUGAAAUCGAUCGAACACUUGGAAACUUAUGCGGAAAACGUCGUGUCACCUAUCAAUUACUUGUUCUUAGAAGCGAUGGAUAUUAAAAACGUCAACGCAGACCACGCAGUCAGUCAUUUGGGAAAGUGUCAAGGGAUCGUCAACAUUAUCAGAAGUUUACCGUACGCUAAUAAAAUUGGACGCAUAUCGAUGCCACAAGACAUUCUGUUGAAGUACAACGUUUCCCACGAAAAUAUAAUACGACAGUCCAACGAACAAAACGUGCGUGACGCUAUUUUCGAAGUGGCUUCGAGAGCCAAUAGUCAUUUAACCAAGGCUUGUGCGAUCGAAAAGGACUUGGACAAAAACGUGAAAUCUAUAUUUUUACCCGCCGUCGCGCUUGGAUCGUAUCUUGAAAAACUUAGGAAAUCCGAUUUCAACGUGUUUGAUAGCAAGUUGCAACAGCGUAACAGCUUGUUGCCGAUAAAACUUUUGUGGAGAAAAUUAAUAAGAUGAUGUUGUUUUCAUGAACACAACACCAGCAAUAAUAACGAUUAACUCAUUGAACACGACGACAAACAAUGUACAGUGUUGGCCCGAUGUGGACGUAUGGACAAAACGGUUUUUGGACGCCAAAGUUCUCAAACAAAACUCAACGAUGGUGUUCGGCAGGCCUAGACGAGUGCGGCCACCUUUCAAUGAGUUUCGCAUUGUCAGAAGGUGUUACGGACCGUCCAUGACCGUACCGCCAGUGUAUAGAGCCGAACAAAUGUUUCCCAGCAACGAAGGCAUACCGUUCCACACUGAACAGUAGUACGACUUAAACGAGGAAAAAAUAAUUCAGCUCCAGUCUUGUAAACCAUAUGCGAGUUUAGUUUUUACUAAUUAAAUAUUAAGUUUCAUAAAUUUAACUAAAAACGGUUUAAAGAAAAAAACAAUACUGUUAUAACGAUAAUACAUUGUUCGUUAUAUUAGAUUUAAAGAAAUUUCAAGUUGUCAUUAAAAAUGUAUAAUUUAAUUUUUUUUUUUUUAAUUAUUUAUUUUAGAAACCUAAUAUAAUUGUACCGAAAUCUUUAAGUUGAUAUUUUCAACGAAAAAUGUGCAUUUUUUCUUAAAUUCAAUUUCUUAGGCAAUUAACGAUUUUUUCUUAGAACUUCCUCUCACAUAGGUUAGGUUAGAUUUAAAAAAAUUCAAUGUAGUUAUAACAACAAACGUAAAUAAUUCUGUAUACAAUUUUAGAGUUUAUCUGCUCAAUAAAAUACGAUAAAUAUAUCAUUAAUGGCUAAUUGCACCGGCUAUCUUAAAUUUUAAGUAGA
Molecule: messenger RNA, 2138 nt
Organism: Adelges cooleyi (spruce gall adelgid)
Lineage: Eukaryota; Metazoa; Arthropoda; Insecta; Hemiptera; Adelgidae
Gene: sicily
Product: NADH dehydrogenase (ubiquinone) complex I, assembly factor 6
Exons: 6
Coding region: 412-1338 (308 amino acids)
Biological process (GO): mitochondrial respiratory chain complex I assembly; biosynthetic process
Cellular component (GO): mitochondrion
Source: RefSeq, a predicted model, not a curated record